Messenger RNA from Orussus abietinus, 2578 nucleotides. Its product is annotated as zygotic gap protein knirps. The transcript has 2 exons. Lineage: Eukaryota; Metazoa; Arthropoda; Insecta; Hymenoptera; Orussidae. Gene Ontology annotation, molecular function: DNA-binding transcription factor activity; zinc ion binding; sequence-specific DNA binding. Gene Ontology annotation, biological process: regulation of DNA-templated transcription. The coding region runs from base 8 to 1036 and encodes 342 amino acids. The record is from RefSeq and is a predicted model, not a curated record.
CUCGCAGAUGAAUCAGCUGUGCAGAGUUUGCGGAGAGCCAGCAGCAGGCUUCCAUUUUGGAGCCUUCACCUGCGAGGGUUGCAAGUCCUUUUUCGGGCGGACGUACAACAACCUGGACAACAUCUCGCAAUGCAAGAACGGAGGGGUGUGCGUGAUAAACAAGAAGAACCGCACCGCCUGCAAGGCAUGUCGCCUGAGGAAGUGUCUGAUGGUGGGCAUGUCGAAGUCAGGAUCCCGGUACGGUCGUCGUUCGAACUGGUUCAAGAUCCACUGCCUUCUCCAGGAGCAGUCGCACCAGGCCCAGGCUCGACUGAAGGAGCCGAAAUCCCCAUACGAGAAGGCGAUCAGCUCCCUGGACGCGGCGAACAACAACAACAGCAACAACAACGGAGCCAGUGGGGUGGUGGGUGGUACCACCAACAUCUUCCAGCAGGAGACGCUCCCGAAGCGGGACGAGGGCAUAGGCCAGCAGAAGCUGCCAUCAGGAGGUGUCCUCAGGACCCAGGACCUGCACAGGUCGCAGGACAUCCUGAGGUCCCACGACCUCCUGAGGCCGGAAGUUCCGCGCUUUCCCCUCUGGCGAGGUCCUCCCUUCUUCCACCCAGCAUUAACCCACAUGCAGCUGCUGAAUUCACCCUUCUUCCCGUUCCAGCAGCGUUUCCUAGUGCCCUACGUGAACCAGGUCGACACACCUGUCCUGGCGACCAGCCUGUCCAGUUCCUCCAGCGAGAGCGUGAGUCCCAGGUCGAGUCCGUCCCCCAAGCCCGAGGAGAACAGGCUCGCACCUGGGGAAAUCGGUCAGAGGACUCAGAGGGUCAACCAGGAGGCCCUGGAUGAGAGCCUGGCGUUCCUCAGGUCCCUGGGACCCGAGCAGGACGAGCCUAUAGACCUGAGUAUGAAGGGCGGCGAGAAGACUGCCACGGAAGCCGAAGUGCCGAGGACUUCGGAAGAGGACAGGUCCUCCGAGAGCGAGGACAACGAGGUCCUCGGGGAAGCCGAGACGGGACCUCCGCUGGACCUCACCAGGAAGACAUGACACGAGGGGCUUGAGAGGUCUGAGACUAGUCGAGGUGUCUCGGAAGACUCUUCCACCUAGACACUCCCUUAUCCAAGAUUUGGAUCGGGACCUUAGGGGCCGUGAGUGAGGUGUUCUCACAUUGGAACCUGUGCAAGCGGUGUUUGUAGUUCCGAGGACAGAAGGAUCCUUAGCAGACUGGCGAACGCAAGUUAUCUGAAGGUACCAAGUCCUGGUGGUGUUUUAGACUGGAUUCCCAUUUGAUUUCACCAGCUAGGUAAAACAAGGUGUUCCUUCAAUUUGUUGUGGCUUUCGGGAAUGACCCACGUCCAUUGUCGCUAGGGGGUCGAUGUUUCGCAAACUUCAUCAGGGCAGACCCUGCUGAAAUGUGAAGAAGGUGAUUCCGAACAUCUUCCUUAGCAGACUGGCGAACGCAAGUUAUCUGAAAGUACCAAGGUGGUGUCUCAGACUGGAUUCCCAUUUGAUUUCACCAGUUACGUAGAACAAGGUGUUCCUUCAAUUUGUUAUGGCUUUCGGGAACGACCCACGUCUAUUCUCGCCAGGAGGUCGACGUUUCGCAAACUUCAUCAAGGCAGACCCUGCUGAAAUGUGAAGAAGAUGGUUUCCGAACAUCUUCCUUAACAGACUGGCGAACGCAAAUUAUCUGAAGGUACCAAAGUGGUGUCUUAGACUGGAUUCCCUUUUGAUUUCACCAGUUACGUAGAACAAGGUGUUCCUUCAAUUUGUUGUGGCGUUCGGGAAUGACCCACGUCUAUUGUCGCCAGGAGGUCGACCUUUCGCAAACUUCAUCAGGGCAGACCCUGCUGAAAUGUGAAGAAGGUGAUUUCGCGAAACCAACGCUAGAGACCAACCAAGGGCUCCUGGAGAACUGGUCUCAUCUGGUCUCAUCGGCAUCCAAGUAGGAUCUGGAACCGCAAAGAGGAGGCGCAAUUGGGGAAGGUUCCCAGUACUUUCUUGACCAGCUUCGAGUGAUCACGGAUGAACUUCGUAGGACGUUGUUACCUGUGUUAACGUGGACUUAUGGAAGACCCCCGUUGCUGAAAGUACCCAAAAUGGACGUUUAUGUGGGACCACGUCAGUGUUCACCCCGUUGUGUCUUGAUCGGUGGUUCUGGGGUUGAAGUGCCCGCAGUAACGUGCUCAGGAGGUGCAACAUCGACGUCGCAAUCAUCGUCGAGGAGUAUUUCGAGUCCAGCGGCCAUUCUCUGCCAUCCAUCUUGGAACGGCGGACUGUAAAUAAGAUGUUAAACGAGUGGUAAGGGAAAGUCGGAACGAAUCCGUCGGUCCGUCUCAUUUCGCGCGAUGUUCAAAGCCGAAGGCCAGUCUAUUCCUUCCUCUUAUUUUUUUUUCCUUUUUUUAUUAUUGCUAUACUCUCGCAGACGUUAUUUAUGUUCGAGCCGAAAUUAUUUAACGAACCGAUUGGCCGUUUAACGGUGAACAACGGCGAAUCAGAAGGGUUAAUCGCGAGUACAAAGAGGACGCGUUAUGCCAUCAGAGGGAAUACCAAGUGUUUCAAGAUAGCGUUUAAUAAAGUUUUAUUAUC